Molecule: messenger RNA, 2669 nt
Organism: Ziziphus jujuba (common jujube)
Lineage: Eukaryota; Viridiplantae; Streptophyta; Magnoliopsida; Rosales; Rhamnaceae
Product: L-type lectin-domain containing receptor kinase S.4-like
Exons: 1
Coding region: 413-2476 (687 amino acids)
Biological process (GO): protein phosphorylation
Cellular component (GO): plasma membrane
Molecular function (GO): ATP binding; protein kinase activity; carbohydrate binding
Source: RefSeq, a predicted model, not a curated record
AGUGUCAUUUGGUUUAUUGGGUCAGCAUGAAGCACUCAUUCUUUUGUUCCUUGUGAUUUUCAAGACUUUGAGGUCUAUCUGGUCUGCCACUAAACCGGCUCAGUUUUGCUGCGAAUCAGCACCUCUGGAUAACAUGACGAGGUUUGCUUCCAUGUACUGUUCUGCUUUUUUACUGUCUCACUCAUCAGAAAACAGGUGAGAGCAUGUGACUGUUUUUAAUUGGUCCCAAAAAUCAUCAUCUCUACAAUUCUCACAAAAACCAAAAAAACCCACCUCUUCCUCCAUCAAACCUCUCCCUCACCAACCUCGAUUUGUUCAACAAAACUGACCCACUAAUAAUACACUCUGUGCUUUUCAAAUCUUUCCAAUCGUUUUCAAAUUCUUCUAAGCUAUUAAUUUUUUCUGUCUUAGCAUGGCAAAUAUUCUCCGUAUUUUCUCUGUUAUUUUCUUGCUAGCAAUCCCUGUUUCAUCCCAGGUAAGUGAGCUCAUCUAUGCCGGAUUCAAAGAUGCGGGAACAAAUAUAACAUUAAACGGAGUUGCAGAGAUUCAGAAAAAUGGGAUUUUGAGAUUAACCAACGACACCAGUAGAUUAAUGGGUCAUGGAAUUUAUAGCUCUCCGUUUAAGUUUAAGGACUCAACGACCGGUAAAGCUUUUUCUUUCUCUACCUCUUUCGCUUUCGUUGUAGUCCCUGAGUACCCAAAGCUCGGUGGCCAUGGCUUGGCUUUCACAAUAGCACCGUCUAAGGAUCUCAAAGCUCUUCCGAGCCAGUAUCUUGGUCUCCUAAAUGCCAGCGAUGUCGGAAACUUCUCCAACCAUGUCUUCGCCGUCGAGUUCGAUACGGUUCAAGAUUUCGAAUUCGGAGAUAUUAACGAUAACCAUGUCGGAAUCGAUAUCAAUAGCUUGAAGUCUAAUCUUUCCGAUGUCGCAGCGUAUUACACAGAGGAUUCUGGGAAACAGAAUCUGAGUUUAAAAAGUGGGAAAGCUAUUCAAGCUUGGAUUGAUUACGAUUCGGUUCAAAAUGUCCUCAAUGUUACGAUUUCUCCAUCUUCGAAGAAACCCAGAAAUCCCCUUUUGUCAUUUCAUGUAGAUCUUUCUCCGAUUCUGAAUGAGUUUAUGUAUGUGGGUUUUUCUGCUUCAACGGGCUUGCUUGCCAGCUCUCAUUAUGUACUAGGUUGGAGUUUCAAGGUAAAUGGACAAGCUCAAGCUCUCGAUUUGGCUUCGCUUCCUUCACUUCCAGGCCCAAAGAAAAAACACACAGGUCUAGCGGUGGCAAUUUCAGUUUCCGUAGUUAUUUUCGUAAUUUCUUCAAUCUCGCUCGCCGUUUAUCUAUACCUGAAGAUGAGAAACGCCGAUCCAAUCGAAGAUUGGGAGCUAGAACUGGGCCCACAUCGAUACUCUUAUCAAGAACUGAAAAAGGCCACGAAGAAUUUCAGAGACAAAGAGCUUCUCGGCUAUGGAGGAUUCGGUCGGGUAUACAAAGGAACACUCCCGGAAUCGAAAACCCAAGUCGCGAUUAAACGAAUCUCACAGGAUUCGAAACAGGGUCUCCGAGAAUUCGUAGCGGAAAUCGCAAGCAUUGGUCGGCUCCGCCAUAGGAAUCUGGUUCAGCUUUUGGGUUGGUGUCGUCUCAGGGGAGAUCUGCUUCUGGUCUACGAUUUCAUGGCCAAUGGAAGCCUCGACAAAUUCCUCUUCGACGAACCCAAAACGAUUUUGGAUUGGGAACAGAGAUUCAAGAUCAUAAAGGGUGUUGCUUCUGGGCUUUUGUAUCUUCACGAAGGCUAUGAACAGGUCGUGAUUCAUCGGGAUGUGAAGGCAAGCAAUGUACUCCUCGACAGUGAGCUCAACGGAAGGCUUGGCGAUUUCGGGCUAGCCCGACUGCACGAACACGGGUCGAACCUGACCACGACCCGGGUCGUUGGCACUUUGGGCUAUCUCGCACCGGAGACGCCCCGAACCGGAAAAGCCACAACGGCCUCCGACGUUUACGCGUUCGGAGCACUUUUGUUGGAAGUGGCAUGUGGACGGAGGCCCAUUGAGCCGAAAGCGGUUCCGGAAGAGUUAGUCCUGGUGGAUUGGGUGUGGGCCCAGUAUAGGGAAGGCAAGUUACUCGAUGUGGUGGACCCCAGGCUAGAAGGACGGUUCCAUGAGGAUCAGAUAGUGAUGGUGUUGAAAUUGGGUCUAUUUUGUUCUAACAACGAACCGAUGGCCCGGCCCAGUAUGAGGGAGGUGGUUAGGUGUUUGGAUGGUGAGAUUGGUGUAUCAGAGGAGUUGAGAAUUCAUGGUGGAAUGGAGAGAGGGAAGGUUGGACACGUGGAGGGUUUUGAUGAUUUCGUGCACUCAUUUGCUUCUUCUUCUUCUUCUGAUAAGAUGAGCAACCCGUACUCUUUUACUGGGAAUAGAGAAAUGGAUGCUAGUUUUGCUUCCCUUUCUGCUUCUUCUCUUUCUCUUCUACAGGGUAGAGGGGAAACCAGAUAGAGAUUUGUGAUUAUCCAUUUUCUUUUUCUUUUUUUUUUUUUUGGUCUUAGUAUUGAAAUUUGCUUUUCGUUUGGUUUGAAGAUGCAAGAAAAAAAUAAUAAUAAUAAUUAACACGAAAUCUACCCAAAUUACAACAGUUUGUACUUUUAUGUGAAGCAAUUAAUACAAUUGAAAUAGUUCAAUGACUAUAGAA